This is a messenger RNA of Xyrauchen texanus (razorback sucker), 1598 nucleotides long. RefSeq names its product rho-related GTP-binding protein RhoB-like. Lineage: Eukaryota; Metazoa; Chordata; Actinopteri; Cypriniformes; Catostomidae. Gene Ontology annotation, molecular function: GTP binding; GTPase activity. The record is from RefSeq and is a predicted model, not a curated record. The transcript has a single exon. Bases 99 to 689 code for a protein of 196 amino acids. Gene Ontology annotation, biological process: small GTPase-mediated signal transduction.
UCAACACUUCUCCAUACGCAUUAGAGAGCAGCAUUGUCGAGCUACUAGUUACUUAUCUGUAUAUUUCGCUGCUCACGUUUCGCGUGACCUCUUAACUAAUGGCGAGUAUUCGUAAAAAGCUGGUGGUGGUUGGUGACGGGGCAUGUGGGAAGACGUGUCUGUUAAUCGUCUUCAGCAAAGAUGAAUUCCCAGAGGUUUACGUGCCCACUGUGUUUGAAAACUACGUGGCGGACAUCGAAGUGGAUAUCAAACGAGUUCAGCUGGCUUUAUGGGACACUGCGGGACAGGAGGACUACGACCGCCUGCGGCCCCUUUCCUAUCCGGACACCGACGUCAUCCUCAUGUGCUUCUCUGUGGAGAGCCCGGACUCUCUGCAAAACAUCCCGGAAAAGUGGGUGCCGGAGGUCAAACACUUCUGUCCUAACGUGCCUGUCAUUUUGGUGGCGAAUAAGAAGGAUUUGCGGAGCGAUGAGAAUGUGAGAAGUGAGUUGUCCAGAAUGAAACAGGAGCCCGUGAGGACGGAGGACGGACGCGCCAUGGCUGCGCGCAUCGGAGCGCAUGAUUACAUGGAGUGCUCUGCCAAAACCAAAGAAGGGGUCCGGGAGGUGUUUGAAACCGCUACUCGAGCAGCCUUACAGAAGAGAUCCAGACCGCCCACUAGCUUUUUGAAAUGCUGCCUGUUAUUGUGAAUUAUUUAAUGAUGCCUAAAAGUCAUAAACUUCAUGAAGUCAUGAAAAGUCAGGUUCGAACCUGUAACCUCAACCUCAGCGGAUGAGCUUACAAUGCCAGAGACGAUUGUACAUUUGGUGUUUGCUUUUGUAGGUGUGCUCCUCAUCAGUGCAAUAUUUCAAAGCUUUUUAAAGUCAUAAGAUCCACCUUACAGAAGAGAUCCAGAUUGCCCACUGGCUGUUGAACUAUAGCUGACUUAUGCAAAGACAUUAUGGCACAAUGGUAUGGGUCAAAACUAAAGGAAUUGCUAAUGGAGUUUAUAUCAUCAUUUGGAACUAAUCUCAAAAGAACUGAAUAAGAGUUCAGUAUGAAUCAAAUAUGAUUAUACUGAUAUUUGUUUUCCAUGUUCAUUGGUCGCUGAAUUAAAAUGCACUUGUUGUAUUGAUGCAGGUACUCUCUCAGAACUCAAAAGUUCACCUGUGUUUUAUAUGACAACUGAGCCAUGUUUUAGAUGUACGCCACCAUCAAGUGUUGAACACAAUGUUAACUGUAAAUAUAGCACUGUAAUGCCCUGCUGUGGCAUUUUCUUUCUGUUUAUUUAAUGUUUCAAAGGCAAAAAUUGUCAAACAACAAUUGAAAGAGAGCAGUCUAAGUGUAUAUAAGUUUUAAGCAUGUAAAAGGGACCAAUUACUGUACAGGUCUUGUAUUCAGUUUGUUACUGUGUUGAAUAGGCCUCAACUGAACCAUUUCAAUGCUUUGAAUAAAUUAUUUUGUUUUAACAUUUGAUUAAUGUUACAUUUGCUUUUAAGCACAACGUAUUUAUGGGAUUUAUAAGUUAGUGCAAUCAAUAUUUCCUCUAAUUAAGGCUUUACAUUUUGGUCCAUGCUAUUUGAAUCCAUGGGCGGUUUUGCUUGUGAAUGACACUUAUA